Messenger RNA from Linum trigynum, 7456 nucleotides. NCBI's taxonomy places the organism in Eukaryota, Viridiplantae, Streptophyta, Magnoliopsida, Malpighiales, Linaceae. The record is from the annotation of a GenBank genome assembly.
AUACAUCUAUUUGACAAUCGCAACUUCCAAACGACCCCUAAGUCGUUGGAUUGUGGCAGUACUAUGAUGUAACUUUCAUCUAAUGGAACAAAGUCUAUUCAAUUCAAUGACAACGAUGAUUAUGCUUAUCAUUCACAGAUAAUUCCAAAGAACAAAAGAACACAAAGAGGGCUAUCGUGUUCAAUGUAGUCAAAAUUGCGUUUUAAAACUUAUUACGAUUUUACAUUUUUAUGUCACUAAAACGCUUCUACAUAAAAUCUCAGUUUUUAUAACUUAUAUAGUUAAAAACUCCACUUUAAAACUUACGAUUUUACGCUUCUACAUCAAAACAUUUCUACAUAGAAACUCGCUUUUGACAUCAUGUUGCAGAAACAGGCCAACCAUUUAGGAACCCUGAGGUCUGGAAUGAGAUUAAAAGGAAGUGGUGGAAAUGGCUUCGCAGUCAUUUCGCAUUGGUGAAAAAGAACUAAAAAAAAAUAAAACAGAGAAAGUAGCAAUGGACAGCAGGCUACAGCAUGAUUCAAUUAAUCAUUUUUUUGAGUGUAUUCAGUACAAUUGCUUCAUAACAUUAUUUUAAAUAUGCGAUUCAUGUCAAAAUGAUGUCAAUCAUCACUUAUGAUAUGAUGAACAAUAAAGCACAUGAAUUUGCACAAAAACCAUUAAAGAUUUACUUUAAUUUGAAGGAUUUAUGAGUUUAGAGAUUUAGGGUUUGGGUUAGGGUUUAUGGAUAGAACUCAAAAUUGGAGGUCUAGGGCUUAGAGCAAUCCGUUAAUUAGUUGUCAUCAUAUGUUAUAUCAUCAUAUUACACUAAUUCUACAAAUUAAAAUUCAAAAUCCGACACCUUAAGACUAGUCACCCUAAUAAGAUUAUUAUCAUUCAUAUAUAAAUAACAAAAAUUUGCUUAAAUGGUCUGAAUGAUGGAGUGUGGGAGAGUACAUCAUAUGAGUAUGACUUGUUAAGGCUUACAUUUAAACAUUUCUUUCCUCAUUAAUUCACAUUUUUUAGUUGUCGAUUAGACAAAUUUCCUUUCACCAGGACUUACCUUGGGGCUGGGGGUGGGGGGUUCCAUCUCUUAUGUAUGUUUUUUUCUUAACUCGUGUUUUUUCAUCUAUCAAUUAAGCAAGAUUAUCCUUUCGCUAUGGUUGAUUCCUUCUAUAGGUUAUUACGGACGAUUCCCUCUAGCUAAAGGUUGUUACGGGCGAUAAUCUAAUGGUAUCUUGAGGUGCGGAGGUCACGAAGAUGAGGAUUGAUUCAAUGGUCAUGCAAUCGGCCCCCUCCUAGCUAGGAUAGCCAAUCCAAUGUCACCUCAACCGAUUUACCUAACUAGUGAUGGGUUCUACCUCCUCUAAACGACUUAAAUCCGUCCGCACACAAGUCGGGCAGGUCGAUGGUAACACAUUUAAUAGACAAGCAUCAACUAGGUGAGAAUCUAACUAACAGAGGAUGAUCACCUCGACCUCAAGAUAACCCUCUAGGUCAUCCAAUCGGGGUAAGAGGCAUUCACACAUCUAAACCCUAAUUAGAAGCAUUAAGUACCCUGUCAAACUCAAUUAUACCAUGAAUUCAUAUGCAAGACAAUGAUAAUUCCCUAUAAUCUAGGUUGCAACUAAGACAAAUAAGAUACAAACAAUCCAACACUUAUUGAUGUCUAAAGCACUCUUGACCUACGGUGAUGAAACUAUCACCUAGGUUAAGAACAAAUCAAUCAAAAUCAAGCAAUAUUAUGCAUAAAAAUCAACAAACAUAGAUAAAUAGGUUCAUAAUCAUGCUUAUAUAUGACUCAUACACAAACUAUAAGCUAGGAUUCAUCUUCCCUAAACAACCUUAGAGAUACAAGUCAUAGAGGGGAAGUGUUGAAAAUCAUCUUCUUCUCCUUGGAUUGCACCUUCUUCCUUGAUCUUUGGAUGGAUUGGACCUUUACCAAACUCUCCCAAACUGUUUCCCUCUCUAAAAACUGCACAAAACCCAAAUUUUCUCACUCUAGUCGACUCUCCUUCGUCAAGUACAGAAGAAGGGGUAUUUAUAGUGUCAUGCAUAGAUCACAACCUAAAGGGUGUGACCCAAUGGUCGCGAGGAUGACCAAGCCGUGAUUGGGGUGAAACGGGGCCGAACCUCCCGAAACUUCGCGUCUUGACAUCGGCUUCAAGUUCUGAGAUUGUGGCCUCCAUCGUGAGAUCACGGCCGCGAUUUUUAUCGCGGUCGAAAAGCUCCUUGGCUGCGAUUCAAGUGUCAAAACUUUCUACUUUUGUUGGCUGUCUGCUGAAGUUCUAGGCUACUGCGAACAUGGUCAUCACCUGGUCACGGUCGUGACGUGGCCGUAACUUGUGCUUUUUCUUCCCUUCUUACUCCUAUGCUUCCUAAUAGUGCUCGGAUGAACUCUAAUUGAUUCCCGAUUGAUCCUAGAUGAAUAUAAGUUCUGAAAAUUCAUCACAAAUACUGGAAAAGCAUAAAAUACGACAAAGUGGAGUUGAUUUCCCCAUAAAAACCUUCACAUCAAGCUAACCCAUGCCAAAAUGGAUGUUUUUCAAUUAGAAGCGAAAAUAGACCUAAACUAACUUGAUAUGUGGCCUAGACAUGGUGAUUUAGCAUGCAAAUGCCUCAAGAAUGAGAGCCAAAUAACACCUCUUUUAGGUGUUAUCAAUUCCCCACACUAAAGCGUUUGUUUGUCCCCAAACAAACAUACGAUUAAAUCAUGCUAAUCGAGGCAUCUAAAUUCCCCACACUUGAUAUGUUUCCUAGGAGCCGGGUUUCUAGUGGCUAGGGUCGUCCUAAUUCUACAUGAUCUUGCUUGAUUUACUCGGGAAAGGUCAACAUAAAUGUUUUAGAAGGAUGGUGAUCGGCGCAAGGUGCAAAACAAAGAUCUUUUAAGUAGGUGAAAGACCGAUGCUCUUUCAGUUCUUUGUUACACUUUCUCGAAAAAUAAGAAAUAACUUGUGUAAUUACUACCUUACCCUUCAUUAAAUGAAAUUAAUUACAACCACUAGAUUAAAACUUAAACAAAGGGUUGAGAUUCACUUAGUCAUGUAAUUCCGCUACCGCCUCCCAUCGACAAUCCCACCACGAACGGCGGCUUGGGAUUGAUGUCGCCUCUUCUUCAUCGAUCAAAGGCCCUUUCAUUUUCUCUGAUGCGUUGCAGGUGUUCAUUCGUGAGCUCGAGCCGCGAUCAGAGUUGCGGUAGCACUGCUGCUUCGUCCGUCGGAGUCGGCCAUCGCCUCCAGCUAUCGAUCCGCUAUGAUGUUCUGGGUGGCGAUGGUACGCACCAAAUCCUUCAAUGGAAAGAAUCACUGCUCGUUCCUCGCCUCUGUUUCCGCGAAACCCUCUGCCAUCAUCCUAGUGAUGUAGUUGACUUUGUAGUCUAGGGUUUUGACCCGCUCGACCAAAGGAGUCAUACGACCCUCAAAGCUUUCGAGCCGUUCCUCCAAUGCGUGCAACCGUGGGUGAAGAGGGUCGGGUUCUGACCCUUCGAUGUUGCUGGUAACCAUGGACUUCGUUGGUUGCUUACUCGUCUUCCUAAGAAUUGGGCUUUGAUACCAACUGUUAUGGUGAUGUGACGUGGGGGAUGACGUUUUUACUAGUCGAACAGAAUAAAAGACUAAAACAAGAAUUCUCAAAGGAAAUAACAAAGAAAAUAGCGAAUAAAAGAACAAAAGCUAAAUAUUUGGGUUCAAUAUUCGUAUGCAUUAAUCCAGAGAAUGAUUACAUAUUUAUAGGCUAGGAAAUCCUGCAAUCCCUUCUCCUUUUCCUACUAGGUCGGCGCCUUUUUUUCCUUUCCUAACCAAAAUAUGAAACCUAUUCUACAAAGUAACAAAUUUCAAAUCCUAAACACAUACGUACUAAAAAUCUUAAUCCAACGCAAACAAGUAACAUAAAUAAAUAAUACCAAAAGUACCUAAAUAAUAUUUGAGUACAAACUAAUAAUAAAAAUACUAAAGAUACGCAAGCUCAGUCUUCUACGAAAUGCUAUGAUGACCUGGUCUGGGAACUCAGAGAGAAGGAGCUCGUGAGAACUGAGAAAUUAGUCAUAGGAAUAGAAUAUGACACCUAGAAGUCAUGUAGAAGUGUGGUAUUAUAUAUGAGGAGUGCAGUCUCUUGUCACGUUAGGUGACAAAACACCUAAUUUUGGGUUAUUCACACCAUAUUUGCGUUAUUUACGUCAUAUUUGUGUCAUUCACGUCAUAUUUGUGUUAUUUACGUAAGAGUGUUGAUUAUUCACGCAACCAAUACUGUUAGGUCACCCCACCUGAUGUUUAUUCAUGCACAUUGUUAAUUAUUCACGUUGUAAAAUAAAAUUUUAAACUUUGAAAUAUAUAAAAAAUGAUGUCAUUGUGUAGAUUAUGAUCAAUGCAACAUAUUUUUACAGAUUAAAUGAUAAUCCAAAUUUAAUUUCAUAAAAUAUAGCCAAUACAAAUUAUUAGGGAGAAAAAGUAUAAAUUUCCAUUUACGUGAAAAACUUACACUCUUACGUAAAUCACCAUAGUAUUACGUGAACGAACAUAAAAUAGCAUGAAUAAAUAUAAAAUGACGUAAAUGAACUAGUCUUACGUGUUCUAUCACCUAACCUAACGUGACAAGUGAUGCUUUUCAUAUAUAUGAGAGCUAGCUCAUUAUCAAAAAAUAUAUGAGAGCUAGCUGGCAGCUGCAGUCAGCACUCAGCAGGUCAGAGGAAUUAGUUUCUUCCCUACUUACUUGGCUCUCUCUUCUCUUCCUUCCAUGUAGGGAAAGUUCAUAUUAUUAUACUAAGAUGCAUGCACAUAGGAACCCCAAAUACAUUAUAGAACUAAUCCAUUGUGUACAAACUUCCAUCGGAUCCCUUUCUUGGGUAAUUUUAUUUUUUUGGGUUCCAUCAUUUGAGUUCUUCUUUAAAGUGUGGUAUUGAUAACCUGAUCCUCAUCAACUUUAAAAGUGGGAUGAUUGAUGAUAAUUUGCCCCACAUUCAUGGCUAGUAUCAGACCAAAUCGAACCAUGAUCAUCAUCUCAAUGAGUUACUGAAUAUCUCCUUCUACCUAUAGGUGUCAAUCGGGCGGGUUCUGGCUGGGUUCAAUCGAGUUCGGGUUCAAACGGGUUGCGGGUUAGUCGGGUUGCGGGUUCAUCGGGUUCGGGUUCAUCGGGUUCGGGUUCAAACGGGUUGCGGGUUAGUCGGGUUGCGGGUUCGGAUUCAAUCGGAUUGCGGGUUCAUCGGGUUUUGGGUCGGACGGGUUGCGGGCGGGUCGGGUUUCGGGUUGUUCGGGCCAGCGCAUCAAGUAAAUUAACUCAUUACUCAUUACCAACUUACACAUUUUAUUACACUAAUUUGAAAUAUUUUCUCAACUUUUUAACCAAUUUAUUUCUACCUCGUAUAUAUAUACUUUAUUUUUUUGAAAAAAACUAGUCAAAAUGUUAAAUCAAUUUGUAUGACUUGCAAACUUGUUAUGUAAUUAAUCAUAAUUGGCAAAGUAUUAUAGCUAAUAGUAAUGGUGAUAUCAAUAUUUGCAACCAAAAGACACCGUUAAUUGUUUAUUUGAUAUUUUAGUAUUAAUUCAAUAGUAAUUGGAUUAAAGUAUCUCGUUUAGUAUAACCAUGCAAAUCUGGUAUUUGGCGUGUGGUAUUUGGCAAAAGCAUAGUGAUAAAAGGAGUUAUUUCAAAAUAACUCAUUGCCCAAAUAACUUUAGUAAAUUGUUGCCAAACGAGUUAUUUGUAAAAUUGUUCGAAUUAUCCUAAAAAUUGAACCAUUAAAGAUUAGCUAUCAAAUAUAGUAAAAUUAUUGUGACUUCAAUCAUAACUUACUCAAUAGCAUAUAUCCUAUACACUUAGCUUUACCCUCAAUCAACAAUAUUAAGUUAGUAUAUGUUGUUAAUUGUCUACCCUAAACCAUCAAUACAUUAUACACUAACCACAUAACUUAUACCCUAACCAUAUGUCAUUGCACUACAGGAAAAUUGGUUUCUAGUCACGGUAACUUAUUCACGGUAAUUAUUCCCGUACUAAAAAGUAUGUUAAUAGUCACGGUAAAAAUUCCCGUAUUUGAUUGUAUAGUUCUAAUCACGGUAAUUAAUUUAACUGUUAUGUAUUCUUCAUUUACCGUGAAUACAGUUAAAAGUUUUCAACUACACCCUUAUUAACUUCUGACCGAAAAAGUAUUCAAUGAAAACCGAUCUUCUAAAAAACGUCUCUUGUCCCAUACGCAGAAUAUCACAAGUGUUCUUGUGUGUUUGUAUUCUAUUAAUUAGUUCUUUUCUAAUAUUUCGUCCAUGAACCAUGCAAUCUAGUUGUGACUUGUCAACAUAAUGAUACUAUCAAAGCAGAAAUAUCAAAUAACUAGUAUAUGCUACUAGCGAUGCAAUCAAAUUCUUAUCGACGUUCAUCUUACGGUAUUAAUUGGCGUCAAAUAAUUUAUGUAGAAGUAAUUUAGCUAUUAAAUGGGGAUAAUUAUGUCAUUCUAUUAUAAUUAGUAAAUCCUUGUGAAAUUCAUUUGAAAAUUUCAUCUCAAUUACUCGAAAUUGAUAUAACUACUUUUAAUUUUGUAGAAUUCAAAAGAUUGAAUUGAAAAUUAAUUAUUAUAAAUACUGAACACAAAAAGAUUUAAUUUCAAAAUGAAUUUUCUAUAACUUAUGAAAUGCAUUUAUUACCAAACAAUAUCUUUAUCUUUAAAAAAUAAGGGAGAAUUUGUUUUAUCCAAAAAAUUGCUUUGCCUCCAAAAAUUCUUUUGACUCCAAAAAAUUUGCUUUAAUGAGAACAACACCAAAAUUAACCCGCCACUUCCAAUUGUUUUUGGCUCCAAAAUUUUGGUUCUGACCGCCACUUUUUUGUUCCACCAAAAUUAACCCUCUUUCCCUCUUUCUACCUUCUGUUUACGGAUGGCAACUUUGCCCAUACCCAUGGGUUUCUUACUAUCCAACCCAAUUGAGUUGGGUAUGAAAUCCAAAUAGAUGGAUAUGGGUAGAGUUUGAUGGGUUUGUACCCAUACCCAUUUACUUUGGGUUGAGUUGGGUUUAUAUCAAAUGGAUUUGGGUUUGUACCCAUGCCCAAAUACAAAUUACAGUUUGGUACCCAAACUUAAUAGAUAUGCAUAUCUAGUACCUAAAUUUAAUUUUUUUUGCAUAUAAGUCCUCAAAAUAUCGAUGGAAUAUUACGUUUUGGUACCUAAAUUUUUUUGGUCUUACAUUUUGGUACCUAAACUUUUCAAGUUGCAAAUAGGUCCAAUUUUUGCAUGUGUAGUUAAAACACCCUCCUCUUUCUCUUCCAUAAAAUUGAAGAACCAAAUUAUCCUCUUCUUUCCUUCUACAAAAAGUUGAAAAGUCAAAAGUUUCCCUCCUUAUUUCUCUUUCAUAAUCAAAAGAAUCAAACUUUCCCACUUCUUUCUCUUCCCACAUAUCAAAACCACUAAAAUUCCCACUUGUUUCUUUUCUAAGAAAUUCAAACAACCAAAUUUAUCUCUUCUUUCUCUUUCCAAAAACUUGAAUACACCAAAAUUUCCUCU